AUGACCGUUGAAAUCGAUCAAGCUACCCUGCUACGUGCCCAGACUGCCCCGGCAGCAAUGAACGGCCAUCCACAAGUUCCCAUUGGGACACCAUCCAUCAUGUCUUCCACGACUACUUUAGUUUCAAACCAUAGCGGAAUCAUCUCGCCUACGACUAGUCUGAUGUCGACGCCCGUCGGAAAUGACUCGCUCAUCAACAAGAAAGCAGAUCCUGCUCAGGGUCUUUAUCAAACCUGUGUGGCCUUGCGGGAGCGUCUAAUGCUCGUACCCGAUUUCGAGCAAUUCCUAGAACCCCUUCCAGGUGCCCUCGAGGAUCCGGUCUCGCAGCUUUGGAGGUGCUUUAGGAUGGGGUCUAGUCUUUGUGUUCUGUUCAACGCAAUGCGCCCAGUUUCUUUGAUUGAAGAUUCGCGAUGUCAACUUAACCUUGGUAGCGCGAACGAUUGUAAAGCGGCCACUUAUCACUUCCUUCAAGGAAUCAAGAAGGAGCUCAACAUUCCCGACUCCGAAUCUUUCAUGAUCCAUAAUCUCUAUUCAGACGAUACGAACGGCUUUGUGAAAGUCACUAGGACGGUUAGCAGAAUCUUGGACGAGCUCAAGAAGCGGAAUCUUCUGUUGAACAAGAAACCUUCCGAUACCAAUCGCAGUUCUUCAGAACGCAAACCGCUCGAUAAUAGAGCUCGUGUUGUGCAAGAGCUUGUCGAUACGGAGCGUAAAUAUGUGCAGGAUCUCGAAACUCUGCAGGACUACAUGCGUACGUUAGAAGCCGAUGAGGUUAUCUCGAAGGAUCUUAUUCAUGUUCUCUUUUUGAACUUGAACCAGCUUGUAGACUUUCAGCGCCGGUUUCUGAUCAAAGUGGAGACUCAGAAUGAUCUUUUGCCGGAGCAGCAGAGCUGGGGAGCUUUGUUUGUGGAAUACGAAACCUUUGCUGUCUACCAGCCUUAUGCUUCGAAUUUUAAAAAUGCCCAGGAUUUGGCUAUAGAAGAGAGGGCUAAAUUGGAGAAGAAGCCGCAUCCUGUUUAUGAUCAACUUAAUGCCUUCUUGAUUAAACCUAUUCAGAGAGUCACCAAAUAUCCAUUGCUAUUGAGGGAUUUAAUAAAGCAAACCGAUCCUCUGGAAGCCGAAGACCAAAACUUACAUCAGGGGCUCGAAGCAAUUGAAAACAUCAAUAGAAAGAUUAACGAAGCGAUUCGAAAAUCCGAGAAUGCUGAAGUUGUCAAGGAUCUUGAAGGUAGGGUUGAGGACUGGAAAGGGCAUAAGCUUGAACACUUCGGGGAACUGUUGCUCCAUGGUCAAUUUUCCGUCAUUAAGGGUGACCCAAAAGGUGACGUUGAGCGGGAGUAUUAUAUAUACUUGUUUGAGCGGAUAUUGUUGUGCUGCAAAGAGGUAGGCAAGGAUAAGAAGCAAAAUAGGGCAAUUGGUGUCGGGAGACCGCGACAGGGAAAGAAGCGGACUAUGCUGCAACUUAAAGGUAGAAUCUUUAUGCAGAAUGUUACCGAUGUUAUAUCCUUGGCAAAAGGCGGGUCAUAUACUCUGCAGAUAUUCUGGAAAGGUGACCCUGGUGUUGAAAAUUUUGUUAUUCGACACCCUAACGAGGAGCGACUCGCGCAAUGGAAUUCUAUGCUGCAGAAGCAGCGAGAGGUAUUCACAAGAGCAGGGACACCGGGUAGCCGUAACGGGGGUCGUACGGGUGCGGGUAUGAGAGCAACUGCAACCACCGAGUUCGCUUGGAUGGCCAAUUCCGACGCCACUGAUCAAGACAGAAGGAGUGAAGACGAGCGUUCUGAAGAUGAGGAGGAUGUUGAUGAUUCUCACGAUACUGCCACACUUAUCGGUACGCCGAGUUCUGGUUUCAAUAUGAGCCGUAACGGCUCAAGUACAAGUUUGAGAUCGCGAGCAGCUACAAAUGAGAAUUUAAUACAACCUCCGGCGCCAAUGGGAAAUCUCCCGGGAACAUAUGCUAGGCCCCCUCCAAGGUAUCCUCAAACGAGUGUUCCCCAUCAGCCCCCGCUUACCCUUAAUACUGGUGUCAGCCCCAUAUCCCAAUCCCCCGAACGAAAUGCCUCCUACUUCUCCCCCGUAACCGAGACUCCCUUGACAUCACGCACAAGUUCUUCGAGCCAAUUCCCGUUCCCUCGACAAACAUCGACUGGAUACUAUGAAGAACCGCACCGCUAUGGGACUCCCACUAUGUCUCGGUCCACGUCUAGGGAAGGCGCCGCAAUUGCCGCAAGUCAGGCUGCCCAAGCUCAGUUUGCCCACCACCAAGCUAGCCAGCGCUUACAAAGACCCUCACUUCCAGGUAUGGCCCCAUCUGCUUCCGCCACAGCAACUUUGCAACAAAAUCGAAUGCGAUCGGCCAGUAGUCCCAACAUCCAUCAUGUUCCGAGUCAAGCACAGCUCGCCCGUUCCCCCAAUGGAAUGAUUCCUCCCAUGCCAUCUGUUCCGUCGAGUUAUGUUGCGUAUAGCGGCGGUCCAGCUGUGAUAAACCGAAGUCAGAACAACUCGCCCACAUCCCCCAAUCUAUCAAUGCAGGGUGCACCAGCCAGAAAUGGCUCACCUGCAGUCCAGGACGGUCAUCAUUCAAAGCAUAACGGUAAUGUUGCAAAUGGAAGUUCCAAAUCUCACUCGCAGGUAAAACUUAAAGUUAACUUCGGCAAUGACAAAUUCGUCAUAAUUGUUCCCUACAAUAUCCCUUAUGUCCAAUUGAUGGAUCGUAUCGAGCGCAAGGUUAAGCUCUGUGGGUCAGGACCAGAGAUAGCUUCUGCUACGAAUCUCAAGAUUCGGUAUCGGGACGAGGAUGGCGAUUAUAUCUCGAUGAUUUCGAAUGAUGAUGUGCUGAUGGCUUUCGAUGCGCCUGGGGAGCCGGGGCAGAAUGAUAACACCGGAAUUUCGGGAGUGGUAACACUUUAUGUGUCGGUAUAGGUAUUCAGUAUAUUUCAAAGUCCAGGGGGUUGUGGAGGGUCUUCAAUUGUGCAUUGUUUCAUUGGCUUUUGCUUUUCAAUUAUUUCUUGAGGCGAUCAAGGGUGUGUGGCGUUACGAAAGUCUUUCUGAAGCUUUGUCGGUCGUUGUGAAUUUACCAGUGACCCUCCUUUUUAUUUUACUUGCCUUGCCUUUUCUUCUUGUUAUAUGUCUUAUUCGCAAUGUUUGGGGGGCAGAUAUCUUAUUGUUCUCAUUUAUUUAUUUCGCAAUAUCACUAUUGGCUGGAAUUGGGGAAAACGUGGCUUCGGAUGGAAUUCGGUUCAAUAUCAAGCCGGGAGGGAAGUUUUGGGGGAGGAUGGUUUUUUUCCCGACAAGCAAGAAAGCAGGCAAGAGAUAGCGAAAUGGUAGUGGCUUUCGCUGAAUGGAAAUGGUCGGUUUGGUCUUUUUUUCUUUUUCUUUUUCUUUUUGUCUGUUUGUCUUUGACUUCGGGGCCAAACUGCAAUUUAUAUCCAUCCUCAGGCUCUCCAGAAGAGAAAAAGGAAUUGCGCUUCUUCCAUCUGAGAUCAUGGAAUUUGUCUUGUGUUUAUCUUUUUCUUUCUUUCCUUGCUUUUUCUUUGCUCGGACUGAGCGCUUGCUCCUCACUCACCUAUUCUCGCUCGUCCCCUCAUACCUGUGAGACCUUACCUGCUUACUCACUUACUCACUUCAUCCUCAUCAUUCACGUUCACAUUCACACUCACUUCAAUACCCGGGUCACCGCUUCGGAAAGCAAAAAAAAAAAAAAAA
Tuber melanosporum (Perigord truffle) is the source of this 3705-nucleotide messenger RNA. RefSeq lists its product as uncharacterized. The record is from RefSeq and is a predicted model, not a curated record. Gene Ontology annotation, biological process: intracellular signal transduction; establishment of cell polarity; septin ring organization. Gene Ontology annotation, molecular function: protein binding; guanyl-nucleotide exchange factor activity. The transcript has 6 exons. Gene Ontology annotation, cellular component: mating projection tip; nucleus; cytoplasm. The coding region runs from base 1 to 2922 and encodes 973 amino acids. Lineage: Eukaryota; Fungi; Ascomycota; Pezizomycetes; Pezizales; Tuberaceae.